AAAUCAAUAUGGCGGACCCGUUUGGUCUGCUGGUGAUUUUUCUCCUAUUUUUCGUUACCUUUAUUGUGGGUAUCGAAUUAGGACCAGAACAAUGUCGGAAUGUAGGAUUUUCUACGAAUCUCUUGUGUAGCAGCUGUAAAGCAUUGGACCAGUUCCAUCUGUCACCCUUGAAACAGUCAUGUCGUAGCUGCUGCCAUCAAGAUGAAGAUGGUGGGGAACAAAACCAAUUUCCAUUUGCAGAGCUGUUGGUAUGUCAAUGAAAAUUGGGGAGAUAUCCACAGGUCCAAGCAUUUGUCAAGAGCGAACGUCCCAACCAGUUCCCCGGCCUGACUGUCCGUUACGUACGAGGAUCAGACCCGAUCAUCAAACUGAUGGAUCAGCAAAGGAACGUUGUCGAGACGCUCGGAAUUGAAAAAUGGAACACGGACUCUGUGGAGGAGUUUUUCAUGGAGAGAUUGAAACGAUAAGCAUCUGAAGAUUUCUCUGGUCAUUGUCUAUCAAUGCUCUGUUGCUUUUGCCAGAGAAUUUGAGGAAACUUUUACUGCAUCAAUUAUUCAUUUGAUUGAUUAGUUGACCGAUUAUUUGAUGAAUUGAUUGAUGGUCUGUUUUCAAAAAGUUGUGCAUUCCAAAUGUCUUCCUUGAAACUUAAAAAACUUUCUGGCAUUAGCAAAGUUUUCGUCUUGUGGUAUAUUUAUGAAUGUCUUACUAGAAACCGGAAGGUUAGUAUGACAGGAUGCCUCUGAUACGUCAAGACUUAAUAUACUUUGACCAGACUCUAAAAAAGGUCACUCUACCAUUAGAAAUAUUUUUAUUUGACUGUACAUGUAGAGUAUUAAAACAAGGCUCAAACAGCAUUGUAUACACAUCAUCAUGUCAUGAAUGUUAUGUUGUCACCUUUCAUGUCAUUUAUGUUUAGUAUGUACAUGUACUUAAAAAAUUUGCAUGAGGAGAUACGCAUCAGUAGACGAGACCAUCAGAAUAUAAAAAAAUCUAUAAUUUUUGGAAGAGGGUUGUCAACUUGAGGGUAAUGUUCACUCUGAAAUAAAAAAAUCCCUAAAAACAAAAUUUCUUUUGAACAAAAGAUCAUUUCUGAUAUGAUUUCAGCUAACUCCUUGCAAGCUAUGUUCAUUGUAACCACCAUGGUGCAUAUUCAUUUUAUCAUGAAUUGCAUUAAUCAAUGCAAUAAAAUAAGAAAUUUACAAUA
Molecule: messenger RNA, 1204 nt
Organism: Lineus longissimus
Lineage: Eukaryota; Metazoa; Nemertea; Pilidiophora; Heteronemertea; Lineidae
Product: selenoprotein F-like
Exons: 4
Cellular component (GO): endoplasmic reticulum lumen
Molecular function (GO): oxidoreductase activity
Source: RefSeq, a predicted model, not a curated record